Messenger RNA from Maniola jurtina (meadow brown), 2918 nucleotides. It is a transcript of the gene Dnaaf5, whose product is annotated as dynein axonemal assembly factor 5. The transcript has 12 exons. The coding region runs from base 111 to 2678 and encodes 855 amino acids. Gene Ontology annotation, cellular component: cytoplasm. The record is from RefSeq and is a predicted model, not a curated record. Gene Ontology annotation, molecular function: dynein intermediate chain binding. NCBI's taxonomy places the organism in Eukaryota, Metazoa, Arthropoda, Insecta, Lepidoptera, Nymphalidae. Gene Ontology annotation, biological process: outer dynein arm assembly; inner dynein arm assembly; cilium movement.
CUUAAUUUGUUUGUCAAUAAAAAAAUUAAAGCUCAAAAAGUUUUGUCGAUGUUUCCAUAAUUUUUCAGCAUUAGAUUCGUUAUAUUCUUGGAUAUAGUUUCAAUAAAGUUAUGUCACACACAAAACUACAGAAUAAUCCAAAGGGCGCCCUGGAACAACACAUAACUGCACUGCAAAGUGAAUCAAAAGUGGUUCGCCGAAAUGGUUUAGUCAAGAUAAACGAAGAGAUAUUUGAAAAUCCACUUAACAAGGAUUGUGAUUUAACUAUUGUGUUCCCAGAAAUCUAUGCGCAUAUAUUGAAAAGCUUUUCGGACGUUUCCGAAGCAUGUAGAGAUAGUGCAAUUUUGAUAAUGUCCAAUUUCAUAGAGCGAUUGCCCCUCAAUGAUUAUUAUUUAACGUACAUACUGCCAGUUAUCGUCCGUCGCAUCGGGUGCCCUGAGAUCGUCGAAGAAUCUGAGGAAAUACGCCUCGUUCUGAUUGAGCUAGUACAUAAAAUAUUGCAAAAGUAUAAGGGGACACAUCUUUUGACACCAUUUAUUAAUGACUUCACCAGUAUUUUGACUAAGACAAGCACCGAUCCGUACCCUAAAGUAAAAUUGGAGGCGUGUGAAUGUAUAAUAUUGCUAACCAAAGUUAUGCAGCGAGAUUUUCAUUUCCAAUCAGAGAGUUAUGUGAAGCCUAUCUUGUCAAAUUUUGCUCAUCAACAUUUUAGAGUUAGGGUUGCAGCAGUGAGAGCUAUUGGUGCCAUAGUCCUAGCAGGCAAUGUCAAAUGCUUUGAGCUAUCCAUCACUCCGAUGGCUGAGAAACUGUUUGACGAGAACACCCAAGUGAGACUCCAAGUUACUAUGGAGGUCGGCAACUGGAUGUUGACAUAUAGGGAUCGCUAUUCCUUUUGGCACCGUAUGAUACCCUUGCUGCUUACAAGUCUCAGUGAUGUAAUGGCUGAUAUCCGCGAGGCUGCGUCGAAGCUUUGGAAUGACAUAGGCCUUCAAUACAUGGACGAAAAUGAAGAGGAUCUUAAAAAGAAGACUGAUUUCCUCAAAGACACGCCGACACACUAUCCUGAUGUUAAGCGACCUAACCUGGGAUGCAGGAUACUAGUACAGAGUAAUAUUGGGAAAAUUGUACCAGCGAUUGGUAGAGAGAUGGACGGCUGGCAGGCGGACGCGCGUCUCCGCUGCGCGCAGCUGCUCUGUUGGCUAGUGUUGUGCGCGGAGGAGGGCUCCACUCAGCACGCUAACACCAUCGCGAGGACGCUACACAGGGGAGCAUCCGACGACGACGGCAGAGUUGUGGUCGAGAUCGAGCGCGCAUCUGAGUUAUUCGGCUACUUCAUAACGCCGGACACGUGGUGGCCGCUCGUAGAAGCUGAAGUGGACUCGUGGAGCGCACUCCUCGUCAUCACCAACAUCCUGAAGGGAUCCCGCGCGGAACUCGUCAAAGAGAAAGUCAUGCAUGAGCUCUGUAAGGAACUAGCUGAUCCAGAUAGGUGUCGGGUUCGGAAGCCAAAGUACCAAAGGAACUUGCUUAAAGUAACCGAGGCGUUGAUGGAUCUCUGUGCGGACGAGUGCGUGGCGGUGGCGGAGCGGCUGUUCAUUAUCAACUUCACCGUGUAUGCGAUGCCUUAUGACGACAACAUGCAGUUUAUGGCCUUAUCAAAUCUGGACAAAUUGCGUUACAUAGAGAAGUGCGGUCGUACCUUCACAUCCCUGUACGAGAAACACAUUGGUCACGUUCUGGCCGACAUCAACAGUGACGCUGUCACGUGGAGCCUGCUCACGCCGGACCGCUGCCUGCUGGAGUGCGUGUUGUUACACGCAGGGUCGGCAAUGGGUGGUCAAUUGCACUUAAUCGCACCCCUCCUGAAAGAAUGCCUGGCUCCUCCAAAAGUGGACCCCGAAGUGAAACUGAAAGUGUUCACAGCACUAUCAACGGUCCUAUUGAAUCAACAGACCAACUUCAAGAAAUGUGAACCGGACAAACUGGAGGCCUUUUUGAAGAUUGUCAUUGACGAGGUGAUACUGCCGAACCUAAUAUGGUCGCCCGGUAGAACAGCGGAGGCGAUUCGCACAGCCGCUGUGGCGUGCCUGUGUUCCGCGCUGCAAGACAACCCUGAGGAGAUCGCUGUGGAGACAGGAGGCGAUGGCGAUACUUGUGACAAGGAAAUGAAUCUAUUCCCAAGCAAGGAAUCACUAGAGCCUUUCCUGGACCAGAUGGUGCCGCUAUUGGUCGGUUUGGUCGACGACAACUCUGCUUUGACGAGACAGCAUACCCUGAGAGCGAUAUGUUGUCUGGCCACGCUAGCCCGCCAGCGGGGAUGUUUUACUGUUGAAAUACUGCACAAGUUAUAUUUUGUAGUGCUGAAACGCCUCGACGACAGCAGCGACAAGGUGCGUUCGUUCGCUGUUCACACUGUGUGCACGCUGUUCAAGUGUCGGCCGCACGCCUACGACACGACAGUGUUCGGCGCGCAUGUCGACGCGCUCUAUAGCGCCAUGCUUGUGCACCUGGAUGACGCGGAUGAGGCUUUCCGCAAGGAAAUGUUGGAUGCUCUGCUGACUCUCAGCGAUGUCGAGCCCAGGCUGCUAAUGAAGAAAGUGAAAGCUAACAUACACUUGUACAGAAACAAAGCGGCCUACGAGCGGUUGUCUAGUCAUAUAGAAAAGCUCACUAUUUAAAUUCUUUAAUUAUACUCUAUCCGAGAAAAGAAGUUAGUAUAGCGCUGUCUCUGUUACGUAAUCCUAUACAAAUGACAGAGACAAAAAUCUCAGUAGGUGUUAACAAUUUCGAGUCACCAACAAACAUGUUUUAAAAACAUUUGAAAUUCAAUUCGAAAAUGUUUUCAAAAAAACUCAAAAUUCAAUUACAAAGCAUAGUUUCGUUUGUGAUUGGUUGGUGCCUCAAAAUGGUUAGCGCCC